This is a messenger RNA of Malassezia japonica, 1779 nucleotides long. RefSeq lists its product as uncharacterized. Lineage: Eukaryota; Fungi; Basidiomycota; Malasseziomycetes; Malasseziales; Malasseziaceae. The transcript has 2 exons. Gene Ontology annotation, biological process: nucleolar large rRNA transcription by RNA polymerase I; RNA polymerase I preinitiation complex assembly. The coding region runs from base 1 to 1779 and encodes 592 amino acids. The record is from RefSeq and is a predicted model, not a curated record. Gene Ontology annotation, molecular function: RNA polymerase I core promoter sequence-specific DNA binding. Gene Ontology annotation, cellular component: RNA polymerase I core factor complex.
AUGCCAGAGCGGCGCCGGCGCUGUGCGCAAUGCGGCAGCACGCGCUUCCGGCUCCUCGCGGCGCAGCUCGUCUGUGCUGCGGGGCAUAUCCAGCGCGACUUUCGCGUGGAAGCGGCGCACGAUGAGGACGGAUUCGGGACGCAGAUCACGACGCGCGCGCGCACCGUCCACCGCGCGUCGCAGCGCGAAGCGGCGCAUGCCGAGCGGCGGCGGAGGCAGCUGCACGCGCGCCGCGUCGCGCGCGGGCGCACGCCGCUCGUCGUGCCGGGGUCCGCAGAGCAUGCGGCGCUCGACGACCGCGAUUCGGCCUAUCUGUACGGGCCGCGCGCGACGUUUGCGCUGGUCGAGGCGUUCCAGCUGAUGCUCCGUGCGCAGAUCGCCGCGGUCCAGCAGCUGUAUCACGUAGAGAUUGAGGGUGCGGCGCGCGAGGUGUGGGCGCUGCAUGUGUCGAGUGCGUCGCUGCCCGCGGCGCCGUACGACGCGGCGCGGCGCGAAAAACGCGCGUCGCCGCCGCGGCCCAUGUACCGCGUAGGGCGCCAGCGGUACGUCGACGACGCGCCGCGCGCGCACCUCGAGACGGUGUCGCUGCGCUCGACCGUCGCGGUGGUGUACCUCGCGCUGGUGCUCCGCCGCGUGCCGGUCACGCUCGGCGAGCUGCGAGAGCAUAUCCAGGCGGGCUCGCUGCCGUUUCUGCACGCCGCGCGGCGCCUGCCCGCGGCGCUCGUCGACUCGCUGUCGUACAGCGACCUGUCCUAUGCGGGGCUCGAUAGCGAGGUCGUGCCGAGCGUCAUGGAACUGCACCGCCGCGCGGGGGAUAUCGCGACGCGCUUGCACCUCGACAAUGGCCUCGUGUUUCCCGAGGUGAAUGCAGCGCCGAUCCUCCAGCGGCUCGUGCACCGCAUGCUGCUCCCGGCGCCCAUGUACGUCGGCGCCAAGGCGCUCCUCUCGUUUUUGCACAUUGACAUGCAUGUGCGGAACGUAUCGGUGAAGCUUCCCAGGGCACGCAGCCGCUCGCGCGACUCGGACACGAGCGACGCCGAGGGCGAGCCGAGCGUCACAAGCUACUCGCGCAACGCGGCGAUUCCGCGCUGCGUCAUGCUCAUGGCGGCACUCCUCGUGAUGGCCAAGCUGCAGUGGGGGCUCGACGGGCAACCGCGCAGCGCCGCGCCGCGCGAGCUCCACGGCGCCGUCGCACACGCAGGCGCGCCGCCGUUCCACGCGUGGCUCGAGACGCUCCAGACGUCGGUCGCCAACGGGCCAUUCUGCCCGUGGGAUACCGAGACCGACGUCCUGGGCUUGUCCGAUACCCAGGUCGACGCGUACCUCGACUUUUUCGAAAAGGAGUUUGCCGCAGGGCAUGUGCCGUCGUCAAUGAGCCACGCACGCCGCGACGGCAUCGCCGACCUGCUUUCGUUUGGCGACGAACGCGGACAGGGUGCCGUGGACCGUGCGGCGAUCCGCGCCGAGCAGCGUGCGCGGCACGCGGCGCUGCGUGCCGCGCUCUAUGCGGCGCCUGCACACGACGCAGGCACGCUCGAGGCAGGCGAGGCGUACCCGGUGUACGCCCACGACCCGUCCGGCACGCUUCCGCGCGACUUUUUGCACGUCGUCCACGCCGCGAACCGCGUGCUGGGCCUCGACACGGGCCCUGUCCCGCAGUUCCAGGGCACCGAAGUGAAGCACGCACGCGACCAAGAGAUCCUCCUCGACACGGUGAUGCAGCUGGACGAGGCGCUGCUCAUGACCCUCCAGCGCAAGCGCAACGCGCGGGGGAAGUAA